Rotaria sp. Silwood1 is the source of this 708-nucleotide messenger RNA. NCBI's taxonomy places the organism in Eukaryota, Metazoa, Rotifera, Eurotatoria, Philodinida, Philodinidae. The record is from the annotation of a GenBank genome assembly.
AUGACGGAAGAAAACACGGAAGAUGUUGAAGCCAUGGAUGAAGCACAAUACGAUGAAUUGAUUAAGGAUAUUGGUGUUGAUAAUGUUGAUGACUAUAUAGAUGACUUUAUUAAGGAAGUAGAGAAAGAGGAUGAAGAUGAAUAUGAUCAGGAUGAUGAAGAUGAUGAAGAUGAUGAAGAUGAUGAAAGUGAAGGAACUGAUGCACAAGCUUCAUCAGCUGAAACUAAUGAGGAAGCAGAAGGGGGUCCUGGUGGAAGAUCUUCUCGUCGAAGACCUAUGCCUAGACGUGAGCGAAGAGCUUCAAUUAUGGCGAGACGAGGCUUUCGAGGCGGUCCUAGCGAUUAUGAUAUCAUUAUGGCUCAACAAUAUCGAAAUAGAGCGGCUCAGUAUAGAUUGUUUCGACAACUGGCUGGUGGAGCUAAUGGAUCGAUACCCGCUGCUAAUCUGGCAAGAUACUUUCAAGCUUUACAAAUCCAGCAGAAUAGGAUAGAUCCAACUACUGUCAAAAAUCGACGUAAAAUGAUACCAUCAGUACCACAAUCAUAUUUUCUUGAUGUACCUGAUGAAUUUAAAUUAAUAAUUGGAAAAGAACGAUUUUUAUUUAUUGAUGAAGCUCGUGUAAGACAUGAACGUUUAUUACUUUUUGCAAGUGAUUCUAAAUUGGAUUUAUUAUUUAAUUCGUCAACAAUUUACAUGGAUGGUACAUAA